Molecule: messenger RNA, 4628 nt
Organism: Cydia pomonella (codling moth)
Lineage: Eukaryota; Metazoa; Arthropoda; Insecta; Lepidoptera; Tortricidae
Product: phosphatidylserine lipase ABHD16A
Exons: 9
Coding region: 214-1692 (492 amino acids)
Biological process (GO): phosphatidylserine catabolic process; monoacylglycerol catabolic process
Cellular component (GO): endomembrane system
Molecular function (GO): glycerophospholipase activity; monoacylglycerol lipase activity
Source: RefSeq, a predicted model, not a curated record
AGGGAAAUAUUUGUGAAAUUGUGAAUUACACAAAAUUAAUCGGUUUUACUGAAUUACAUUUUGUAUUAUUCAAGCGGUUUUCCGAUCCAGUAAAUAAUUAAAAUAUUACUGUACCAUUACAGUUAGUAAAAUUAUAAACUGCUUUCUACGCAAGCACUUACGCUCAGAAAUUGUUUUAUUCUGUACAACGCUAGUUUCGUAAAUCUUCUUAAAAUGAAAUUAACGUGGCAAUGCAUGUUCUCGCCGAGACUGUACAAGAUUUACAAGGAUGGUGCCAGAGAUACCCUCUACCAACCAGAAGGAAUGGAGAAAUGGGGAGACAAAAUCAUCUCAACAGCUAGCACCAUCCUCAGCAUCAGUCUAUACACGUCACCAUUCAUCUGCUUCUAUGUCUAUAAACGUGGUUUCUUUUCCUUUGAUGAGACUCGCGUACUAGUCCGGUACAUCGGAGGCUUAAGCUGUCUCAUAGCCUUAUCUUACAUCCUGCGGGGCUUCGGACGGGCUAGUAACCCUAAAUAUGUUGAGUUCUUAAAAGCACUCAAUUCCCCGCUGACCGAUCAAAAGGCUUACCUGCAAGGUAUUAGGAAAUACGACUUUGAAUUCCAAUACUGGCCCGCAACUUACAUGUUGUCGAAGCAGAAAAACAGUUCGGCAUGGCUCGCCCGGCACCCGUUUGCAUCCUGCGCGAACCCUGAUCUGCCGGCGUACCAGCGGACCACCAUACAGGUCCUGGCCUAUGUGGCCACGCACACUUUCGCGUUGAGACUGAUAUAUCCCGGCUCGCUGGGGCUCAUACAGAAUCUGCUGCGCACAGCAUUAUUCCAAGGCCGCACUCAGCUGGUCGAAAGUUUCAACGGCCAACGCGCCAAGCUGCGCUCAGCCGACGGAAACGACCUAGACACCAUGUUCGUGGACAACCGAGAAGAAUCCCCUAAAGGGAAGAUCCUGGUGGUGUGCUGCGAGGGCAACUCCGGGUUCUAUGAGAUAGGGAUUAUGACGACGCCCGUCAAGGCUGGCUUCUCGGCGCUUGGGUGGAACCAUCCAGGAUUUGGGGGCAGUACUGGCCUCCCGUACCCGCCGCAAGAGCAUAACGCCAUGGACGCCGUGAUGCGAUACGCCAUCAAUGAGCUAGGCUUCGAGCCGAAGCAGAUAGUACUGUAUGGGUGGUCUAUAGGCGGCUACGCGGCCACUUGGGCCGCUGUCAACUACCCUGAGGUCAAAGCCCUGGUCCUCGAUGCAACUUUUGACGACCUGCUCCCGCUCGCCGAGAACCAGAUGCCUUCAUCCUGGUCGCUCCUCGUGAAGGAGGUGGUCAGGUCGCACGUCGACCUUAAUAUAGGGGAGUUGUUGGCUCAAUACAAGGGCCCGGUGCAGCUGGUGCGCCGCACUGAAGACGAGAUCAUUUGCUUGCGGCCCGGCCAGCUCUCAUCCAACCGCGGCAACCACCUCCUGCUGAAACUGAUCGAGUCGCGCCACGAGAUGUCGGACGAGGCGCUCGAGGCCGUGCGCAAGUACGCGGCGCUGCUGGAGAGCCAGCGAGCCGCCCUGCAGCGGCAGGAUGUGGAUGAGAAUGUCAAGGGGCCUUUGAAUCUGAUCUCAAAAUACAUGCGCGACUACCGCUCAAGCCACUGCACGCCGCUGCCCGAGGAGCACUUCGAGGCCAUUAUGGAGAGUCUCGCUGCCCGUCAGUAGCGGUGCGUUGUUGUGGUCAUCCGUAGCGGCUUGCUAGUUAAAAUGUACCCGGCGCCUUUGGGUAAAUGUUUCACAGAUGACGUGUUCAAAAUACACGUGUCUACCGCUCAAGCCUCUGCACUGCACCUACCUUUGAAUUCCUUGUGGAAGGACUUCGGGCCUGCCAGUAGCGGUGCGUGUUUGUGAUUCCGUAGCGGCCUGCUAGUUCAUAAGUAACGGUUAAUUAAAUCCAAGAUGGCGGCCUUGGGGAAUUUUUUGACAAACCACAGGUGACAUAAUGAGAUGGGUAGAGAAUGCCUCAUGGCAUUAAGUUUUUCUUUUGUGGAAUAAAGUUUAAAUAAAAAUAACAAAAGCUAGAGUCCGUCUAAGCUAACUUUGACAGGGGCCGUGCGCGUUGGAGGGUCUGCCAUCUUGUGGGCUACAUUGGAACCAUAAACUUGCCUUUUACACUUCGCGCUAAUAAACAAGGGGCUCCUGCCGCCACAGUUCAUGCACGUUCCCUAUAAGCGUUUCGACGUAUUUGUGAUGAUACUUCUACACUGUCCGACUAUAAUGUGUUCACAAAUAUUUCGUGUAGAAAAAGGGCAAAUUUGCGCUAGCUUUCGCUUUGGAAGUGACCAGGUUUCUUGACGAACACUGACUACUUGGCAAACGUUUAACGCCCUCUGUUGUGACCAGCGUGCAGUUUUUACCCAAGAGAUGACCACUCGGCUGUCGUUAUCUGCCUCUACCGCUCGAAGAUGCGAGAGCGAGAGAGAGGAAUAUAACAUUUUUAGAUGUUCACGAUGGACCCUCUGCAUCCACGCUCGCCUACUACUGAGACGUACUAUUGAGAAAACUCUAAAAAUGUCUAACUAAACAUAAAUAAUGUGGUCAAAUAUGCAGGGUAAUUUGAUGGAAACUAAUAAAAAUAAAUAAAAUAAAGCAUGUGAAAUUUUUCUCUAGAAUUCCGUUUUCGGGAUUUCUAAACUUAUGUUAUAAAAUUACCCUGUGUACAUUUACAGAUGAGUUGCGCUGUUGUCAUUUUGGACGAGUGUGUCAAUCAUUUAUAAUUUAUUUAUUUAUAGCUUUUAACAUUAUCAUAUGGCGCUAUUGGUUUUAGUUAGUAACAAAGCAAUUUAUUUGAUAUUUUAUAAAUACAAGGGCCACUGUAACUCACUAGUUAGAAACGAUUAUGUAGUCCAAUAUUUACACCAAUAGAAAAACUGUGUUGAAAUUUGACAUACUUGAAAUAUUAAAAAUUUAGGUGAGUUAGAGUCAGACCAAGCUAAGUUGGCAGUGAUUUUGAUAGCCCAGACUGUGCAAGUGUUAAGUGAACUUCAUAAUUUUAUAGAUGUUUGACGUUUAUAAUAACACUUGCACUGUCUGUGCUAACAAAAUCGCUGCCAACUUAACUUGGUCUGACUCUAACUAAGGCAAGUUUAACAUCGCAAAUGAAAAGGAAUUUUACGGGCACAUCCGUCUAAGGUUACCAAGGGAUAUUAAGGGGCUUACUGAUUAACAGUCCGCCGGACGGUAUCAGCCUGUCAGUUGUUCGGAACUGUCAACAUUUUGUUUUAACUGACAGGCCGAUAGCGUCCGGCGGACUGUUAAUCAGUUUUACCUAUAGAAGGUAGAGGCAAUUAACAGAAUCUCCAUACUUAUACCAAAAAAUGUCCGACAAAAAACCAUGAAUAGGUAGUACAAUACUUAAAAUACUUGAGAAAAAAAAACUAAUCAUAGACAGCGCACUUCACUUCGUCAAUAACGCCUAAGUUCUUAGCUACUCUAGCGCUACUCUGGAGAGAUUUGGAACUAUUAUUUAUAGAUGACAGCUGGACACUUGCAACAGUUCUGCCUAAGGAGAUUCUGUUCCUUGCCUCUACCUUCCAUAGUUUUACCCUUUACGGUGUAUUUGGGUAGUCUAUCUAUUUGAUGCUGACUGUACGAGGUACAAUAAUACUUUACAAGUACUUAAAUAUGCCUUUUCUUUUGCGAUGUAUUCAUUGACUUGAUGAAAUUUGUAAAGUAAUCGAAUUCAUGUAAGAUUUUGGUGUUUUUAUGCAUUUAUUUGGUGUUAAGGUUAUAUUGCUUUUAUUUAUCAUUCCGAUCUAUAUGUGCAUAGUUUUACCGUUCUCUUACUCGUCCGGUUAGGAAGAGAUUAUUUGUUGUAAAAAAUCUUGAUAAAACAUUUGACCCAUUGAAUUGAAUACCAUCCAUCCAUUUCUGACCCUGAUGUAUGUAUGUAUGUGCAUUCGCCAUUUUUAAUUCGGCAUUUUCUGUUUCUACCUCUCAAAACACGAAGUUACGUCAAAUGUCAUAUAUAAGUAGUUAGAUAUUAGGUAUUUAAAUAAUAUUAUAUAUUUAUGACACAUUUUUUCUAUGUAAUUUGACUUUUUCACUGCUGACCUUAAUAUAUUUGUGUAAAUUUGAUACAAUAAGUAUGCAAAGAGCCAAAUCCGUCCACGGGGAAUUCCGUACACGGGCGCGUUUCUCACACUACACUUCCGUACACUAUUAUCAACUUUAUCGACCAUUGCUUUUAAUUUCAGAAGUCAAAAGCAUUUGGUGCCCUGUAUUUACUACUUUGUUAAAUGCCUAUGUAUGUAGUGUAUGGACUCUCAAUAAACACAAUGUGUAAACAGGCCCCAAUGUGAAAGCCAGCCACACUUAUCCAUAUGCCGCACUUAUCCAUAUUGACCUUACGGAAUUUUCCAGAAACGGAUUUAGCCUUGACCUUAUCAAUAUUAUAUUGUGGUGUGAGAGAGAACCGUGCGGACCACCCGGCAGUGUACAAUAUUUUCGUGAACUUGUUACCAAUAGUACCUAUGCUAAUACAAUAUGCACUCAUUGUUAUUGAUGUAGAAAUUGUUAAAAUGAUCCGAAUAAAAUGUAUUGGUGAUUUAUUUAUUUGUGGUUUACUAAGAUUAAAGAUAAUUUAAUGAAAGUCAGUAAAA